GAUGGCGGAUGAAAAUCGUGAAAAGAAGCUGGCCGCUGCUAGAAAAAAGCUACAAAGAUUCCAACAGAAAAAGACUCCUUCAAACUCUCCCAUUCCCACCAAGAACAGAAGAAUCGAUCCCUCAAACUCUACGCCGUCCACCCCUAAGACAAACAGCCAACCCAGAACCCAGUCAGCACCCACUCCACCCAGUGGUGGGUUACCCAGCCAAGAGGGCCGGAGGAACCCCUUUGCCUCUGACAACCCAUCUCAUAAUAGUAAUCAGCAAAAUGCUCAUACAAGAAAUUCAGAUCACCCAAGUCCUGUGAACAGACUCAAUAAUAGUUUUCAGCCAAACAGUCCAGCAUCUUUCAAGUCUGCUGAUGCAAGAUCUUUGUCUUCCACUGAGAGUUUACGGCAGCUGUCCAUGCAAGUCAAUGGGCUCGUCUCUGAGUCUGACUUCUUAAAUGGAGAUGGUAAUGAUUCAUCAGUUGAUGCCGGUAAUAGAUCAGGAUUUAACCAACUAGAGACAAGGAAUCAGGAGUUAGCAGCUAAUCUAGAUGAGCAUGUCCAGUCUAAUAAAGAACUUCACUUACACAAUGAGGAACUGAGAAGUCACUGUGAGAGAUUACAAGAUCAGCUCCAAAAGGAGCGAAGAGAAUCAGAUCAGCGAUUAUUCAAAGAGCAGAGCGCCCUCAAGGAGCAGUUACAGGUCCAUAUUCAGACCAUCGGAAUUCUCGUAUCGGAGAAGACUGACCUCCAGACCUCCGUGUCUCAAAGUCAACAGAGUCUCAAACAGAGAGCAGCGGAAGCAGACAAUUUAUCUAGUCGACUUCAAGCGUCACGACAAAGAGUCGCCGAGUUAGAGCGAUCUCUAGCUAGUGCAACGUCAUCAAGUCAACAAUUUAAAAAGACCAGUGCUGUGCUUGAUAAAGACAAGGAUGCCCUCAAGUUAGACGUUUAUAAGUUACAAAAAGCUAAUGAGGAAUUAACGCAGCGGAACUCGGAGACCAGCAGCCAACUCAAAACAAAGACCUCUGAGUACUCGCAGCUUCAACACUUUGCACAGGAUUUAAACGACCGUCUGAAUGCGGCCGAGCUCCGUGCCAAUCAGCUGUCCAAUCAGGGGACUCAACAGGAUACCCAUAAUGCCUUGCUAAAGACCCAGGAGGAGAAAGCUGAUCUUGAGAGUAAAUUAGCCCAGUAUAACGAAUCAUUCCACAAGCUGACUGCAGAGAGGGAGCAGCUCGCACAGCAGUUUCAACAACACACUGAGCAUUAUCAGAAACAGGCCCAGGAACUUGCCAUACAGAUUAUAUCCCAAUCACAAGAAAAGGAAACACUUCUUCAAAAUCUGGCCGAUCUUCGGCAAAAAAUCACAGCAAUGGAAAGUGCCAAAGCUGCAGAGUCAGAGCGAGGAGAUCUCGUCAACAAGGAAGAGGUUGAGAAACUCCAAGUGAGGAUUGAACAGCUUGAAGCGGAGAGGCAAACAAUACAUGGGCAAUAUCAACAACAGGUGAGUGACAACUCCCAGCUCAGCCGCCUCUACCAGGAGAAGGAGGACCGGAUCGAGGAGUUGGAACGUCAGCUGGCACGUCUUGAAGAGGACAGCACAGACAGAGGGAGACUCUUAGAGAGCAUCCAGGGAGAUAAGGCCACCAUCAGCCGAGCUCUAGCUCAGAAUAAGACGCUGAAACUACAGCUGGAGGAGCUGCAAGCUGCUUACGUCAAAAUGACCAAUGAUAAUAUGGAGAUGUUAUCAGGCCUAAAGUCGGAGCAGCACGUCAGCCAGGAGUUGGCAAACAGGCUGGGUCAGCAGGAGGACGAACUCAGAGAAGUCAGACAACAGUUACAUUCCAAGGAGAGUGAGUGUGAUGUGCUGAAGACCCAGAGUUAUACACUGAACAAGCAAUUAAUGCAGCAAGCAACCAUGGCAGACAGGGUACAACACUACGAAGCACAGAGUCAUGUACAUGAAACACUAAACAAAGACCUGACUGCUUCACAGAUGAGACUACGAGAUUUGGCAGAAGAGAACAGUCAGCUGAGGGUGAGAAUUGCCAACUUGGAGAGCUACCGGCCGGAGUCGACAACAGCCUCCGUAAACAUCACUACAGAGGAUGGUCAGGUAGUGGCUAGAGACGAUAUGGUGGACUCGUUGUCUGCCGCCAUUAGACAGCUUGAGAUGGAAAGGGACCAACUGACGACAUCAUUCCACGAGCAGCAAGCUCAACAUCACGUCCUCUUAGCUCAGAUGGAUGAUAUACGCAUGCAGCAGGGUCAAGAGCCAGCAGUUCUUCAAGAAGUCCAGUUUGUCUCCAAAGAGCACUUUGAGACAUUACAGACGGCGAUGGAUAUGCUGCAAGACCGCUUCGCUGCCGUCAUGAGAGAGAAGGCUGACCUUAGCGAGAGGUGUCAAGACCUAGAGCACAUCAACCUCCAGCUCUCUGGGGAAACAGAAACCAUAGGAGAGUACAUCAGUCUUUACCACAGUCAGCGAGAUAUGAUGAAGAGAAGACAAGAUGAGAGAGAACGCUUCGUUGCAACACUGGCCAAAGAUAAAGAUGAAAUGCAGCAAAAGUUGAACCAGCUUCAGAAUCUCAUGAUGCAACUCAUUCAAGAGAAGAAACCUCACCAGUUACCAUCCUACCUUGGCUCACCGUCCUUCCCUGGAGGGGCUAACCUUGUCAAUAACUCCCCUCGUUCACCGUUUGGUAAACACCCAAAUGGACAUCACAGCCAUAGAAAGCAACAGAAGCUUAGUGGCAGUGUGGACAGUACCAGUUUUGAAGAUGAGAGUGACGAUUGGCCGUCGAGUAGCAGCGAAGACAGCUGUGAGGAGGUGACAAUCGGUGAGCACUACCAAACCGCCAUGGACGACAACUCACCACAAAACAACACGGUGCCUGCCACGACGGACCACACGGCCCAUCAGAUCAUGGAGCUCUUGGAGCAAAUCGGAGGAUCCCACAUUAUUGAUCGGGGGACAAUUCUUGACCGGGACUUUGCACCGUGUAAAUGCUGUAGUGGAACUCUUGUGGAUGUUUGAUUCUGAUAUCCACACCAUUGAACUACAUGUGGAUGUCUGACAUUGAUUGGGAGAGCUUUCUCAACUUGGAGUCGCUGAAGUGGAAUGGCUGAUUUGUAAUACUUGUGAAUGUUAAGUUACAUCCACACAUCCAUACCUGUUAGCGUGUGAACUUUGUGUGGAUGUCUGACAUUGAUUGGGAAACCUUUCUCAAUGUGGAGUUCGCUGAAGUGGAAUAUGUGUGGAUGAUUUCAACCAUUGAUGGAUGUGUGAUGUAUCUGCAGACUCAAUUGAUGUGGCAUUUAUGAAAACAUGAUCUGAACGAUGUGUAGAUUUGUGGAUCAUUUAAACCAUUUGUGGAUUUUAAGACUCGAUUGAUGUGGUGGCAUUUUAUGAAAACAUCAUCUGACGCUUUGUGGAUCAUUUAAACCAUUGGUGGAUAUGUGAGGUUAUUGCUCUUGUAAACACAUCAACAUGGAGGUCAUAAUGUCACCACAUAAACAACGGAACAGAUCAGUCUCAGAUUUUUGUUCUUUGGCGAUAUUUCCGCUGAACUCUUUAUUUUUUUGCAAUCCUAUGAAACGGAUGUCUAGAAAAGUCUGACAUUGGUAGAGGCUUUUACUUGGUGUUGCGAUCUACUUAGACUAACAUGAUUUCAACCAACAAGAUCAUUUGAGAUGGAAAAGACUAUUAAAAUUCAUAGGAGUUAUCUUUUAGUCUUCAAUGUUAUCUCAAAUGACAACAGUCCAACUUUGUGGCUCUGUUUACUAGUUGCGAUAUAUUGACGCUAACGCUAGUAGACUUUUCCUGUCGCCAUUGUCACUAAAAACUGUGUCCUGCCUAAGUAGGCUUUAGCAGACUUACUCUUUGGAGGGAGCUGAGCUGAACGUUUGUCUCACAGGAUCCCCCCCCCCUGCAUUGGGCCAAAAGCAGCAAGUCAAGCCCUACUUACAUGCGGGUUCUUGCCCAAGAGUUUGUCUCUGGAGGCGACACAGAAGAAUUUUGUUCUUCUCCUGUAGCACAGUGCUUGGCAGGAUGUCCUUCCGCACAACUUGUGAGCUGUUGUUUCUUUCCACAGCGAGCAAGAUUUGUUUACAUGAAGUGCCUUAGGCGAAGAAGUCAACUGAAAUUUCUGUGUGAUCAACGUGCGUAUGUGUGUGUCAUAAGGAAGAGCACAAAGGGAAUUAUCUACGGGGGAUGAAUGUUAAAAA
Molecule: messenger RNA, 4218 nt
Organism: Asterias rubens (European starfish)
Lineage: Eukaryota; Metazoa; Echinodermata; Asteroidea; Forcipulatida; Asteriidae
Product: golgin subfamily A member 2-like
Exons: 24
Coding region: 2-3028 (1008 amino acids)
Biological process (GO): Golgi organization
Cellular component (GO): Golgi cis cisterna; Golgi cisterna membrane; Golgi apparatus
Source: RefSeq, a predicted model, not a curated record